Molecule: messenger RNA, 2220 nt
Organism: Trichomonas vaginalis G3
Lineage: Eukaryota; Parabasalia; Trichomonadida; Trichomonadidae
Product: surface antigen family
Exons: 1
Coding region: 1-2220 (739 amino acids)
Source: RefSeq, a predicted model, not a curated record
AUGAGUGAGUGCACCAAACUUACAUUUUUAAACUAUGCAAUAUUUCAUAAAUGCAAGUACCUCCGAUCCGUUCAACUCCCACCAAAUUUGUUAAGAAUUGGUUCUGCUUGCUUCCAAGAUACAACAAGUUUGACAAAAAUUGAUUUACCUAAUUCUGUGACAACCAUUGACGGAUGGACUAGUAUUGGAAGAGUUUUUGGUAAUAGUGCUCUGAGUCAAAUAAACAUAAAUGUCGAUUCUAAUUUGAAUUAUCUUGGAGGAGAUGCUUUCACUAGCUGUAAAUUAACUUUCUUUUUUAUCCCAUGGAAAUUAACCAAACUUGAAGCCUCGUGUUUUGCAGGUUGUCCAUUGAAUGAAAUAGUUAUUGAUGAGAGAAAUACUGCCUUCAAGACAGACGGAAAGAUUAUUUAUACUGGCACCAACAACAAUACUUUAUUAUUCAUUUCAUCUACAAAAACCGGAUCCUAUACUGUUCCUUCAUAUGUUAGCACUGUUGGAACUGCUGCUAUCAGAGGUGGAAAACUUAGUGAAAUCAUUAUGCCUGAAAAUGUGAAAACUCUAAAUGCUUGGUGCCUUUCAGGAAAUCCUAUUACUACAUUUACAUUCCCAAGUGGAGUUACAACAGUACCAGGAUCAAUGUUUUAUGGAUGCGAAAAUCUGAUAACAGUUUACUUCACUAAUAAAAUCACUAAAAUUUUGUAUAGAGCAUUUUAUAAUUGCGUACUUCUAAAAAAUGUUGAAUUACCAUCAAACCUAACAGAGCUAGGAAGCGAAGCUUUCUAUAACUGCAUAUCAUUGAAAAGUAUUUCAUUGCCGGAAAGUUUAGAGACACUUGGAGAUGGAGUUUUCUUAUUGACUAGGGGUCUCACUAUUAGCUUGCAGAAUCCAAAUUUAGUUAUUGAUGAUUUUACGAUGUAUAGAGAUAACAAUCAGACUUUAUUUACUUACUUGGGCUCCAACCAAAACUAUAACAUCACUGUUAAAUCAAGCUGCACGCUUAUUGCGCCUAAAACAUUUUUGCAGAAAAAGCUUCAAAAUGUCUACUUCAGUAACAAUGAAAAUAUGACUAUUGGUGCUUAUGCUUUCGAUUCUUCAUUAAUAAAAUCAAUUGUCAUGCCACCAGGUUUGAACACCAUUGAAUCAUAUGCCCUCCAAAAUUGUAAGAUUCUUGAGAAUGUCACAUUCCUUGGUAACCAAUUAAAGUCAAUUCCAGAAUAUUGUUUUUAUAAGAACUCAAAUCUAAAAUAUAUAAAAUUACCCACAUCAAUUGAAAGCAUAGGUAACUAUGCAUUCCAAGAGUGUCCUCUGCUUGGUGAUAUCGGAAUCUCGUCGCUGAAUUUAUUGACGUCUAUUGGUAUUUCGGCGUUCAAAUCAAGUGGUCUCACAACUGCAAAUCUUUCUCCAUCUGUUAGGACUAUAGGUUCAAGUGCUUUCAGUGGAAGCAGUAUCACUAGCUUAACAAUUAGCUGUGAUAUCCCUCAGUAUAUGUGCCAGUUUUGCACAUCUUUAACUACACUAGAAAUGCAGGCAGGAAUUGUAGAGAUCAAUAUUUAUGCUUUCAGUGGUUGCACUUCAUUAAUUGGAUUUACUAUUCCUACUAAUUUGCAGACUAUUGGAAGUUUCUCUUUCCAAAACUGUGAAGUUCUUGAAAAUGUAAAUAUGGCAACAAAUGGAAAUCUCAACAGUGUUGCUGGAGGAAGCUUCCAAGGAUGCUAUAAACUCAAAGAGAUCCAUCUUUCUCCAAUGGAAGAAAAUUUUUCAUUUUAUAAUGGUGCUUUGAUGAAUUUCAAUCAAACACAAUUAAUUGUCUUCAUUCCAUACAGUGAUAUCAAAAACUUUGUUGUACCUAGUGAGAUGGAAGUUAUUGGUAGUAAUGCAUUCAUGGGAAGUCCAAAACUCAUGCGUGUAUUCUUCAGUGGAAAUAGAAUCAAUAGAAUCAACUACCAAGCAUUCAAAGAUUGUAGUAAUCUUAACCUUGUGUUUUUUGCAUCAUCUAAGAUUGAAGUUACAUUUGGAACAGAAGUUUUCUUAGGUUGCAAUAAUUUGAAGAAAUGUGGAUCAUUCUCAGUUCCACCCUCAGUUAAAACAACUCUUUUGGAACAAGGAAUUCCGAGUAUUGCUUUUAAAGAUGACUGCGAAACAUCAGUUACUUGCAAGAUUCGGCCCGAUUUCAAGAUAUCAUCUGCAUAUUUAUUCCCAUUUAUAACUAUGAAUGUAUAA